Molecule: messenger RNA, 762 nt
Organism: Salmo salar (Atlantic salmon)
Lineage: Eukaryota; Metazoa; Chordata; Actinopteri; Salmoniformes; Salmonidae
Product: polycomb group RING finger protein 5-A-like
Source: RefSeq, a predicted model, not a curated record
AUGGAAAAGGUAGAGAGGUUACGAGCUCUGCAGUGGCUCACCAUGGCCACUCGGAGGACACCCUUAGUCCAAACCAGCUUGGUCAAAGACUUUAACCACUUCAUUACCUGCUACCUGUGCAGAGGUUACCUGAUCAAACCCACCACGGUCACUGAGUGCCUGCACACAUUUUGUAAGAGCUGCAUCAUCCAGCACUUUGAAGACAGUAAUGACUGUCCCAAAUGUGGCAUUCAAGUCCAUGAAACGAACCCUCUAGAGAUGCUAAGGUUGGACAAUACUCUUGAGGAAAUCAUUUUCAAGCUUGUGCCUGGAUUACGAGAAAAAGAGGGACAGCAGGAGAUUGAUUUCUGGAGGAAGAAUAAGUCAAAAGAAAAUUCACAAGACGGCCGUGGGUCUAAGAAGCUUGGGCUCAGUGAUGAGGAUGGUGAUGAAGAUGACCAGGAUUACCACAGGAGCGACCCCCAGAUAGCCAUCUGCCUCGACUGUCUCCACAACAAUGGCUAUGCUGCAGACAACACAGUGAAGUGUUUAAUGAAGAAGUUCAUUCAUUGCUCUAGUCGAGUCACGGUGGGAACCAUCAAGAAGUUUCUCAGUCUAAAGUUAAAGCUUUCUAGCUCUUGUGAGCUGGAUGUGCUGUGUAAUGGGGAGAUCAUGGGGAAGGACCACACUCUGGAGUUCAUCUACAUGACCCGCUGGAGGCUGCACAGUGACAACAGAUAUCCCAUGGUCCUGGAGUACAGGCCACGAAUAGACUUUGGCUGA